AUGUCCUUCAGUUCCAUUCCCAUCCUCGACCUGUCGGAAGCGCGCGACCCCGCGACAAAGCCGGCUUUCCUCGACUCCCUGCGCCAUGCGCUUCUGGAAGUCGGAUUCCUCUAUAUCAAGAACACCGGUGUUGACGACAAGCUGAUCCGGGAGGUUAUUGAGGAGGGGAGGAGGUUUUUCGAAUUGCCAGAUGAGAAGAAGUUGGAGGUCGAGAUGAAGAAUGCGCCUAGUUUUCUGGCUGAUCCCAGUGCCUUUUCUUUUCUUUUCUUUUCUUUUCCCUUUACAACAGGCUACUCGCGGCUCGGCAAUGAAAUAACACGCUUCAAGACCGACUGGCGCGAACAGAUAGACCUGUCAACCACACACCCCCUCCCCGCCCCAUCCGACCCUCUAUACCACAAUCUCCUAGCUCCCAACCAAUGGCCAGAUAGCAGCUAUCUCCCCCGCUUCCGCCCCGUCUACGAACAGUAUAUGACCCAGAUGGGCGCCAUCAGCAUGGAGUUCAUAUCGCUCGUGGCCGAAGCAAUCGGGCUGCCGUCGAAGGCCUUCGAGCGUUUCUUCGAUAAGGGCCAGCAACACAAGUUGAAGAUUGUGAAGUAUCCAGACCUUCAAGAGCUGGGUGUGGAGGGGGAUGAAGGGGAGGGCCAGGGCGCGAGCCACCAUCGGGGGCUGCAGGUCCAGAAUCAUCGGGGGGACUGGGUGGAUUGUCCACCCAUCGAUGGGACGUUUGUCGUGGCGAUUGGGCAGGGGCUGGAGGCGAUGACGCAGGGAGUCUGUCAGAGCACGACCCACCGCGUCCUAAGCCCCGCUCGGGGCAGUGGUGCCCGCUACAGCGUUCCCUUCUUCCAGGGUGUAAGUUACGAUGCUACAUUCGAGAGCAUGGACGUACCGGCGCACGUCAAAGCUCUUCGCGAGGAAGUUAUCAGGCGCAACGGCAUCCGGCAGGAUGACAUUGAGUUUACGUUUUCGAAGGGGAGGUGGGGGCAUCUGGGGGAGGCAACGCUGAUGAAUCGGAUCAAGAGCCAUCCGGAUGUUGGGGAGCGUUGGUAUCCAGCGCUCCUCCAGAAAAUCAGAGAGGAGCAGGCGCGAAAUAAUCAGGUCGCGGAAGAACCCCAAGGUUUAUUGAAGGAGAAACCCAAAGUUAGCAGCACACCGGUGGCGGCGCAUUGA
This is a messenger RNA of Histoplasma mississippiense, 1170 nucleotides long. RefSeq lists its product as hypothetical. Bases 1 to 1170 code for a protein of 389 amino acids. The record is from RefSeq and is a predicted model, not a curated record. The transcript has 5 exons. NCBI's taxonomy places the organism in Eukaryota, Fungi, Ascomycota, Eurotiomycetes, Onygenales, Ajellomycetaceae.